Messenger RNA from Neohortaea acidophila, 1341 nucleotides. RefSeq names its product MFS transporter, MCP family, solute carrier family 16, member 10. The transcript has 7 exons. Gene Ontology annotation, cellular component: fungal-type vacuole membrane. Lineage: Eukaryota; Fungi; Ascomycota; Dothideomycetes; Mycosphaerellales; Teratosphaeriaceae. The record is from RefSeq and is a predicted model, not a curated record. Gene Ontology annotation, molecular function: transmembrane transporter activity. The coding region runs from base 1 to 1341 and encodes 446 amino acids. Gene Ontology annotation, biological process: transmembrane transport.
AUGGCAUCAGAGAAAGACGCCGCCGCUCUGGACGCGUACUCCAACAAGCCCAGCAGCGACAGCGAGGUCGACGUCGAGCAGGGCGUUCCCGAGAAACCCCAAGGCCCACCACCGGGUGCCUUCUUCGACCCCCGCGAGAACCCUGACGGCGGCAGACAGGCAUGGCUCUGUCUCCUCGGCGGCUUCUGUGUGCUCUUCUCCUCUUUCGGUUGGAUCAAUUGCGUCGGCGUCUUCCAAGCUUACUACCAGGAGCACCAACUCUCCAGUUACGCUCCUAGCACCGUCGGAUGGAUCUCCUCCCUCACUGUCUUCUUCAUGUUCUUCUUCGGGCCGGUGAUUGGCAAAGUCUACGACAAUUAUGGACCGAGAUACCUCUUGCUCGUCGGCACCUUCUUGGAGGUGUUUGGCUUGAUGAUGACCAGCCUCUGCACCGAAUACUGGCAGUUCAUACUGGCACAGGGCAUCUGUGCUAGUACCGGAGCAAGCAUCCUCUUCUAUCCCGCCAUGAGCAGCGUCACCACUUGGUUCUACAAGAAGCGAGGCGCCGCCUUUGGCGCCAUUGCCGCAGGAAGCUCCUUGGGUGGAGUUAUCCUGCCGAUCAUGGUCCAGAAGCUCAUUCCGGAAAUUGGCUUCCCGUGGGCCAUGCGUUGCACAGCCUUCCUCCUCCUCUUCAUGCUCAUCAUCGCCAACCUCACCAUCACCUCUCGCAUGAAGCACGUAGUCAAACCCGUCGUCGUCAUGGAGUUCAUCCGACCACUCAAGGAGGUUGUCUUUGACCUCACCGUCGCCGGCGCCUUCCUCUUCUUCAUGGGAAUGUUCCUGCCCAUCUCCUUCAUCAUCCUGGAGGGCGAGCACUACGGCAUCGACUACAGCCUCGCUCAAUACCUCGUCCCUAUCCUCAACGCCGCCUCCUUCUUCGGCCGAACCAUCCCCGGCUUCCUCGCCGACAAGAUCGGCCGCUUCAACAUGAUGAUCAUCAUGGACGCCUUCACCGCCAUCAUCACGCUCGCGCUUUGGGUGCCCGGCACCAGCCACGCCGCCAUCAUCACCUUCGCCGCCUUCUUCGGGUUCGGCAGCGGCGCCUUUGUCUCCCUGCUUCCCUCCAUGAUCGCCCAGAUCUCCGACGUGCGGCAGAUAGGCGUCCGCACCGGCACCAUCUUCGCCAUCAUCUCGAUUGCCGCCCUCAUCUCCACCCCAAUUGGAGGCGCAAUCAUCCAGCACGACCGUGGAAGCUACCUGGAUCUCAAGAUCUAUACCGGAUGCAUGUUGACUGGCGGGACCUUUUUCAUGAUUCUCGCCAGAGUCAAACAGACGGGACUCAAGCUUAUGACGAAAGUGUAA